Molecule: messenger RNA, 4480 nt
Organism: Corticium candelabrum
Lineage: Eukaryota; Metazoa; Porifera; Homoscleromorpha; Homosclerophorida; Plakinidae
Product: rho guanine nucleotide exchange factor 10-like
Exons: 21
Coding region: 65-4198 (1377 amino acids)
Biological process (GO): positive regulation of stress fiber assembly; actin cytoskeleton organization
Molecular function (GO): guanyl-nucleotide exchange factor activity
Source: RefSeq, a predicted model, not a curated record
GUUGAUAUCUUAUAACUCACGUGACUAAUCACUUGAAAUCACUGCUAGAGGCGUGCAGCCCAUCAUGACAACGGAGGGAACAACCGAGAAUCCGUCUGUUGAUGAUAUGUUGUAUCUACCAGGAGGAGACUCAGAAAGUGAGUACGCCGUCGUUCCUAGGUCUUCCACGUCUUGCGCGCCUCGUUUCCCUCCCUCAUCAGCAGCAGAUUCGUCCACUGACAUCUACGUGAACGUCGAGAUGCUGAAGAAUGGACCGGAAGGAAAGGUAGACUUGGAAGACCCGGAUAAAGCGCUCAUUCACAAAGACUCUGACGCUGAACCGGUCGAGUCAGCCGCUUCAUGCGAUGCUUCAGACCAACAAAGGAUAACUCGCAGCGAAACGUUUGAAUACGGCGAGGUUGCCUUCAUUGGCGACGUCUUGCGAAGAGAGGAAGGAAGUAAGGACGGACACGAGAGUGACAGACCGGCUGGAGAAGGUGAUAUAAAGUACGGAGAACUAGAACUGAGCCCUCCGUCUCAAGGAGUCAUUGGAGAGAAGGGAGAUACGGUGUACGACGAGGUAGCACACGAACUGAGCCCUUUAGCUGCAAGUAGUCCACUUACACAGGAAGUUGCAGCGAGGCGGAAGAAUCCGUUUUUGUCGCCUCUUCAACCGUUUACUGCAGCUGGCGGCAAUAAUUCUGCGAUUGCAGAUUCUUGGAUCUACAAGUCCCUAGACGUUGAAUCUCGUGUAACAAAAGACGCUUACGAUCCUGUUGUUUUUACUGAGGAUUCUGGGUUGUAUGAAUCGAUAGAAGCGCCACCGUCAAGAAAACAGGCACAAAAGGAAAACGAAGAGUUGGAUAAGACGGAGGGAGAAGAAGAAGGUAUCUACGAGCUUGUGCGUCCUCCCAAGUCUUCCAUGCAGGCAUCUCAACCAGCAGAGGGGGAACGUAGUGGGACUCCAAUGUCGGAGGUGUCCGAGGUGUCGUCAUUUGACUCUGAUGAGAUUGUGGAGGAAGUCAACGAGUCUUCUGAGCUACAUCUCUCUUUCAAAAUGUCAACCAUGGAUCAAGAACGUCAUGUAUUGUUACCCAAGUUCUUGUUGAUGGAAAAAAAGCAGAGGCAAAUAGAGCAACAAGGAUCAUUUGUGCUUGCAUCGAGUCCUUAUCUGAACAGGGCAGAACAACAAGCGGUGAUGGAGUCCAUAGAUCAUAAACGACCAGCCAUACUUCCGCCGAGACCCAAAGUCUUGGACAGAAUGGAAACAAAGCGAUAUUUGAUUCUUGAAACAAUUAUCAGAAGUGAGACAAGCUAUGUGGAAUCGUUGAAACGUUUAGUUGAGAAUUAUGCCCAACCUCUGUUGAGUGCUACAGGACGUCUGCUAAGUAAAGAGAAAGUCGACAAGAUCUUCUACAAGAUUCAAGAUAUUUGGGUUCAUCACCGAAUGUUCCUUGUUACGUUGUCAGAUCGGGUGUCACAAUGGAAUCCGUUUACAAAGAUUGGAGACAUAUUUGAAGGAUCGUUUGCUCGUCAGAUGGUGUUAAACGAUUACAUUGCCUUUGUCAACAACUUUGAAUCAGCAAUGGAGACACUCAACCAAGCAAAACACGACAACAGUUCGUUUCAGAAAUUUUUGAAGGAUUGUCAGUCAAGAUUUCCAGACAAGUUGGACAUCAAGAGUCUCAUAUUGAAGCCGAUUCAACGCUUUCCACAAUUUAUUUGUUGUUUGCAGGAUAUGGUGAAGCACACACCAAGUGGGCAUCCUGAUAGAUUUCCUCUACAAAUGGCACUGACUCAACUGGAGUUUGUUGCAAGCACACUGAACGAGCAGAAACGUGCCAUCGAGUCAUACCUUUGUGUUCGAGAUAUUGAGAAGAGAAUGGUUGACCUUGAAGAGUCUAUUCAGGCUCCAGGAAGAGGCUUUGUGCAGCAAGAUUUUGUCCAGCAACAGGUUAUAAAGAAGGGUCAGUUGGCAAACAGAACAUGCUGUUUGUUUUUGCUUUCGGAUGUUCUCAUCUGUGCAUCUCUUGUGAAGAGUGAGUCACACAAACCUGCAAGCUCGUUUGCUUGUAAGGGAAAGUACAAGUUCAAAUGGAUGGUGCCUCUAAGCAACGUUCACGUGGUGGAUGUAGAUUAUGCUGUACUUAAGAAGAAGGAGAUGAUGAAACGUCGGUCACGCUAUCAUCCUGAUGAAGGUGGGCUAGAUGCUGCUUAUGACGAGUUGCGGCAAAAGCAGACCAAUCUCUUGCAUGAUUUUGACAUUGUGAGUCAGAUUGCCAGUCUUGUGUCUUGUCUGAAACUGAAGUACAAGAUAUUGGAUGACAAGAAGGUCAAGCAGUGGUGUAAGCAGCUGCAGAUCAACAUGGUAGACGUUGACAAGAAAGUAAUUGCUCAACAAGGAUCACGGUUGGAUCUUCUCGUGCCAACACCAAGGAACGAUGAGAGUGUGUGCACAUUUCUAAUGCAAUCACCCGAAGCAAAGGCGAAGCUGAUUACUGCCAUUCACAUAGCGCUUAUCAAGAAGACAAAGCAAAACAAUCCUGGUUGGUUGAGAGUUGAUGCUAAUGACGACGAAGAUACAGACGAGGCAUCGGUUGCCGAGACCAGAUCACUGCCACUUUUCUUGACAAACCUGCAUGCUUGUCCGACCGCCAUGAACAUCAAAAUGUGUUGUGCUGCUAUCAGUCGUGUGCUUGCUCCACCUCUGCUUGGCUAUUCAACUGGUCCUUGUAUAUGGGUUUGCAGUUAUGACGAGAAAGAGGACAGCGGCCUUGUCAGCAUUUUUAUUGAUAGCAAGCCAUACCCACGUGUGUUGGAGAGCUUCUCCGCUUGUAUGUCCGAACCUCUUUGCAUCGCUCCAGUUCUACUGCAAGACACGACGGGCGGACGUUACAAUUUUACUCCUACAAUGUGGAUCGGGACAAGGAGCGAAGGUGUCGUGCUGUUUGAUGCACAAAUGAAUCGAAGCGAACGAAAACCGUUGCUGCAACUACCAUUUCACGUAUCCGUCAGAAGUAUAGCAUCUACUGGUGGUCGUGUGUACGUUGGUCUCGGCAGUGGAACACUGACGGUGUUUUCAGCUGAACGCAUGUGUCAAAUUGUGGAGCAAGUUCCAGAUGAACGUUGUUCGGGUUCAUUGGCUCGUCAGGCGGAUAUGAAUUUGAGUUUACAAGCAGUCAAUUGUAUAGUAGUUGUUGGCGAUGAAGUGUGGUGUGCAUCGGGUUGCACUAUUUACAUCAUAAGUGAUGAAACGUUAACUAUCAAGGACAUCAUUGAAGUGGACGCUGCAGAAAUGGUAGUCAUCCACACUAUGGUUGGCGUUGGAUCCGGUCUAUGGUUGGCUCUUUCCAAUUCGCCGACUGUUCGUCUGUAUUAUACCGAGACGCGGCAGUUUGUUCAAGAGGUUGCAGUGAAUAGAACGAUUCACAGCCUUGAUCCCGGCUACUUCAAACGUCAAUCUGAAUCGUCUAGUAGGAGCACACGUGCAGUGACGUGUAAUGUCACGUGUCUAUUUGCAGCUCACGGCCAUCUCUUAGUUGGCACGUCUUGUGGUCAUAUCGUUGGACUUCCUAUUGCUCAACUUGAGGGCAUCCCGAAAACGAGUGGCAAAGCGGUGUUGAGCGUUCAUCACUUCAACGAUUCAGCUGUGCGCUUUCUCGUGUCUAAUGAUAAUCAGAUCCACUUGAGUGGCAACUUGCGAAAAGCAAGUACAAUGUCUCAAAAUUCUUCCUGUUAUAUUGACUUGAUUGCCAUGCAAAGAAAAGAGGACGAACAGAAAGACGACGAUCAGCGGUUGAAGUCUGGUGCGGACAAAGAGCAGCAGGCAGAGAUUUGUCAAGCAGGAGAGCAGGAGUCAUCAGAGUCGGAGUCACGAGAGCAUGAGUUGAAAACUGGUGCAACUGUAGAAAUCAGUAGUGCUAGUAGUGACGAACAAGAGCACAAAGACGCCACGACAACAGACAAGGAGUUGAAUGAAGGAUACGAGGCUCCUUGGGAUUUCGUAAACAAACAAAGAGCGAAGAGCCCGGUCGUGAAUCUGGAGGACGAUUUGUACGGGCUGAUUCAGUCACGCUCGUUUUCGUGUGCGAAAAUCUCUGACGACCAAACGAGCAUCAAAAUACGCUAUCAGCUUCUAAUGGCUGGUGGAGACACUUACAAAUGGGGAGACAAUGUCGCUGAUGAUGGACAAGUGAUAAUGUGGAGAAUUAAUUAUUGAUACGGAUUAUAUAUGAAUUUCGUUUGUUAGUUGGCGAUGAGUGGGUGUGUGUCACGUUGUAUCAUUUGCUUUCUAUAGGUUUGUAUUUCUGGAGUUACACAGGAAUUUUUGUUGAUACUGUUACAAUGUAGUGUUGCAUAAACUUCUUUAAUAUCAACUGCCUGGAAGGCUAGAAAAGGGACGAAUUUCUAAGUUACAAUGUAUCACUAACAGACUGUUAUUUUGUAGGGUUUGUUGUUUCUUAGUGUUUCUAGUUUAAAAAUACCUUGAACAAUAGUACAA